AUGGAGACUGGAGCCCUUACUCUCAACGUUGGCGGCGUGCUGUACACAACGACGGCGGAGACGCUGCGGCGUGGCUCGGCGUUCUUUGACGCCCUCCUGUCAGGGCGGACGCCGUCUGGCCAGGACGCUGAUGGCAACUACUUUAUCGAUCGCAACGGCGAGGUGUUCAAAUAUGUGCUCGAGUUUCUGCGGACAGGUGGCGGAGUGUUUAUACCGGCAGGCGACGAUGUGCUGCGGGCACAGGUCCUGUGCGAGGCCGAGUUCUUUCUGGUCGACGAUCUGGUGGAUGCCAUCACCGAGCUGGUCGCCGACGAGGAGCAGCAGGCGGAGCCGGUGCUGCUCGGCAAUAUGCUGCGGACUGACGGGUACUACGUGCUGGACGAUCCUUCUGAGCCAGAGGCGGCAGGCUCGCAAGCGUACUACUUUCGCGACGACGGUGAGCGGCUGCUGUACGCCGAGGGACCGAACGCCGCCGCGCUGCUGCACAUCCGGCACGCGCUGUCGGAGAUGCCGGCAAUCUUCCGCGGAACGCCGAAUGUGGCGGCGACGUAUGCCGACUUUUACCUCAAGUGCAUCCGUCGCGGGAGCUACAUCCGCGAAGGCGCGGCAAUCAUCAUCCAGACCGACCAGACGGUGGUCAACAGGUACGCGGUGGUCAAGGGCACCAGCGAGGUUUACAUCUCGGAUGCGCCGACGUCCGGCUUCCACGAGCGGUUCUCCCGCUAUGUCUUUGCGCCGUUUGAGGGCAGCCCGAAGGUGCCGCUCCCGCCCACAGCUGACGUUGCCGGCACCAGUGGCGAUGCCGAGGCCGAUGGUGCUGGGGAGACGACCGAGGCGUGAUCUUUGCUCUGGCGGUUUUAACACGCUGGCGCUAGAGCUUGAGCGAGUCAGCAAGACGAGCAUCGCGGCGGGUCAUGUCGCGCUUCUUGGACUUGGACUUUGCCAGCUUUGCAGAGAGCUUGUUGCGGAGCAGCUUCUUGUCGACCGUGUCGGCGUCAGUGCCGAGCUCGGAAACGGUCUGGCGGUAGGCGCGGGAGCGGUUUGUGCGGCGGCCGGGCUUGGUAUGCUUGGACUUUGCCUCCUGCUUGCGCGGGGCGGAGCCGCGGUCGGCCUUUGCCUCGGCUGCUUUGGCCUCCUUGAACUUGGACGGCUUCUUGGUCUUGCACCGCUGGAUGCGGAUGGUGCGGCCGUUAAACUCUGCGCCGGUGCG
Molecule: messenger RNA, 1210 nt
Organism: Thecamonas trahens ATCC 50062
Lineage: Eukaryota; Apusomonadida; Apusomonadidae
Product: potassium channel tetramerization domain-containing protein
Exons: 2
Coding region: 1-840 (279 amino acids)
Biological process (GO): protein homooligomerization
Molecular function (GO): protein binding
Source: RefSeq, a predicted model, not a curated record